Messenger RNA from Mollisia scopiformis, 537 nucleotides. Its product is annotated as mitochondrial cytochrome C. NCBI's taxonomy places the organism in Eukaryota, Fungi, Ascomycota, Leotiomycetes, Helotiales, Mollisiaceae. Gene Ontology annotation, biological process: mitochondrial electron transport, cytochrome c to oxygen; mitochondrial electron transport, ubiquinol to cytochrome c. The transcript is spliced from 4 exons. Gene Ontology annotation, cellular component: mitochondrial intermembrane space. The record is from RefSeq and is a predicted model, not a curated record. Gene Ontology annotation, molecular function: electron transfer activity; heme binding. Bases 78 to 359 code for a protein of 93 amino acids.
UUUCUUAUUCCUUUGCAAUCAUCAUCUUCCAUUUUCCCUCCGCCAGUCAAGCUGUUAUUAUCUUCGAAAAUAAAAUUAUGCCGCUCGCAUCUGUGGAUGCAACCCGAGGUGCAAAGCUCUAUGUUGAGCAAUGCGAACACUGCCAUACCAUAGAGAAAGGCGGGAAGCAUGUCUUCGGACCAAACUUGUACUCCAUCUUUGGACAAGUUUCAGGCCAGAUUCCUGGCAGCAAAGCAAGUCAAGCAUACAAGGACAAGGCUAUCAAGUGGACUCUCGGAAGUAUGUUUGCCUAUCUUGAAGAUACAAAGACGCCAUUUCCGGGAUCGAAGAAACCGUACAAAGGGUUCCGAGUAUCUUGAGACCCAGAAGGAUAAACCCAAAUGGUUUGAGAUCUUUUAGGGUAUCGGAUUUUUUAGCUUACGAUGCGAGUUGGAUAGAAGAUAGGAUUGUUCUAGACUUCGUAGGAUAAUAUCAACAGGCUGAAGUCAUAGUUAUAAAUUAAAAUUUGAAGGCUAAGGUGAUGUCAAAACGAGCUAA